Messenger RNA from Emericellopsis atlantica, 2781 nucleotides. RefSeq lists its product as uncharacterized. Gene Ontology annotation, molecular function: DNA binding. Gene Ontology annotation, biological process: regulation of DNA-templated transcription. The coding region runs from base 1 to 2781 and encodes 926 amino acids. The record is from RefSeq and is a predicted model, not a curated record. The transcript is spliced from 3 exons. Lineage: Eukaryota; Fungi; Ascomycota; Sordariomycetes; Hypocreales; Bionectriaceae.
AUGGCGCCCCAAGAUGGCCCAAUGCACAUGAUCGACCGGACUCCGGAGUACGAGGACUUUAUGCGCCGAUUGCGCGACUUUCACAUCGAGCGCGGCACCGCUCUCGACUCUGAGCCCAAGGUUGGGUCGACACACCUCGACCUGUUCAAGGUUUUCAACCAUGUCGUUGCGCAGGGAGGAUACGACAAGAUCUCGGAAGAGAAGCUCGCAUGGAGGAGGAUCGCUCACGAGCUUGGAAUCCACUCUCACAAUGAAGCAUCGACAGCCUUCGCCUUGAAGGAGAAAUUCUACAAGAACCUGGCUGCGUUCGAGAUCCGCACCGUCCACAACCAAGAACCUCCGCCCAAGGAUAUCCUCGAGGAUGUGACGGCAAAAGGAGCUGGCCUGCUCACACGUACGCGAGAGAACUUCAAGGGGAUUCGCCAAAGUACAGUGGGCGCCAGUGGCCCUGAUUCAGCAGCGUCGGGCGACGAUGGCACACCAGCCAGAGAACGGCCCGUCAUUGAUGCCGGAGGCAGCGCUCGCGCGUCGCGGGGCCUUCGCGAAGCACCAGCACAGCGCGUGAUAUUCCAACCCGACACAGGACCUAGCCGCACACGAGCCGCAGCUGCGCAGCAGGUGCCAAACCACACGAACUCGCCCAACAUGAGUCAACACGCACCUGGAAUGGUAGGACAUCACGGCCAACGAGGCCCUUCCUUGUUCCAUAGACCAGCAACGGUGGAGAACAUGGCUUCUCAAGUCGAAGUGUACCAGCCACGCCACAUCAAGGCGCUCUCACUUCGGCCGGUGCACACGCCCAGCAGCGCGCCAGACGACUUUCUGAAAACAAAACGCCAGCAGCGGCAAGCCUCCCAGGCGAACCAAGGGCCCAUGCUCCCUGGCACUGGCUUUGACGGCCCAAACAUCUACACCCGCUGCCUCAAUGCUCUUCGAUCUCGCGUGCCAGCCGAACAAGCGUUCGCGUUGAAUCAUCUUGUCAAGAUAUCAUUUGAGCGUGGCGACAAAUUCCGCUUCGACUCGUUCCCUGGCCUGGCUGAAGGCUUGGUUGAAAAGGCGCUUCAUGUCGGCAACUUGUUCUAUCACAUCGACUGGACCGUAUCUUGGGAUUCAACCGAACAAACGAGCGAUGUUGGCUUACUAGACGGCAACUCUGGCACGCCUGACAUUAUCGAACGCAUUCGUGAUCUCAUCGAAAAGGAACUACCGGAUGUAAUGCAAACAGAGCGAUACUCGGACGAGCUGCUUCUCGUGACUGAGGCAGUGCUAACGCUGCGCAACAUGCUGACCCUGCCCGAGAACGCGCACUACAUGGCUGAUUUCUAUCCACUCAAGGACCUGAUCAUCAUCAUCAUGCACCUCCCAGCCAAAGAUUCCCUCACUGAGCUCAAGCACAUGGCCCUUGACAUGGCGGAGCAGAUCACUCCAUUCCUGGACAUCGGCUCUGACGACCCUCUCUACCGCACGCUUCUUUGGCAGCUGACGUCGGAUGAUCGAGGCACCAUUCUCACAGCAUUGCGUGCUUUGGGUCGCAUCUCAGUUAACCUCGAGGCGACUAACAAGCUCGGCGAUGUGCCGUCACAGACGCUGGAACGAAUUGUUUCCUGGCUCCUCCUCAAUGACGACGAAUUGACGGAUGCCUGCCUCGACUUUCUCUACCAAUACACGGCGGUCGUCCCCAACGUUGACAAUCUCAUCCGCUCACUAUCACCACACGUUCUCGUCGACCACCUCACCCGAUUGCUUGCUCACGGCGCCCAGAAGACGACGACUGAAAAGGUUCUCGCCCCCGAACGGAAGAUUCCCUCGCGGGACGAGAUAGCGUCCAUCCCCGAGGAUCUCACACAGGAGCUUCUCAAGAUCGACGAGCCUGAGCGUGUGCACGCGUGGGUCCGGUCAUUCUUCGAGGAGGACAGCCAGUCAUCCAUCACACAACUGUCAGCGUGGCAAGCGUACCAAGGGGCAUUUGUGGCGCCCCUCAAGGCCAUCGGACAGUCCCUCAUCUCACCGGCCGAUUUCAUUAGGAACAGCACAUCUGUGUACAAGGACUCGAAUGCGCAGGUCCACCGGGACCCGGCGGACCAGCAGCAACGAUUCAUCAUACAGGGGCUGCGAGCGCGACCGGCUCCCCUCAGUGUGGAUGGUGUUGAGUACAAGAAAUGCGAAUGGGCCCAGGAUCCAACGCGACUGGAGCUCAAGUGUGGCAAAUUCUAUCUGGAUGCUGAACAAAUGUGGAAUCACGUCAUGGUCGACCAUCUGCGAGUCCAGCGCAACGAGCAAGGGCAGUUUGACAACGUGGAGCGCGAGUACAUGUGCACAUGGGGGAGCUGCACCAGGUACAACAAACCCACUAAGAUGCACCUCCAGGAUCUCGCGCGGCACGUCAAUACCCACAUCACCUCGCCGCCGCAGGACCCUACGAGCAGGCGGUGGGUCAUUCCUGCUGUCACGUUGGCCGUCAGCAACGAGGAGACCCAGACACAGCGUGACGAGCGCAAUCCGAAUCUACCGCCGCAAGCAGCGGGUAUCCCUCUCAGUGCCGUGCUCAUCCUCCGCAAUCUGGCGCGUAAUGUCGUCAAGACGGACGCAGAGGAGGAAUUGGUCAAAGCACAAGGCUCUGACGGAUCGGAGCGUGGCGGAUGGAACGAGAAGCUGUUCCGGCCAGUACAACCUCGUCUAUUUGAGAUUCUGGCCGAGAACAGAGCAUUGGCCCCAUAUAUUGCAUCACUGCUCGAGUACGUCCGUGUAGAGGCUGCGGAAUAUGGUAGCGACAGCGAAUAG